CUGUUUCUGCAAAGUUCACAACUUCACAUCACUAACACUGCUACCAUCUGUGUCCAAAAAAAAAAAAGACACUGCCACCAUAUUUCGGUUUCGGUCGCCCCUUUCUUCCUCCUAGAUCUUCCUCCCGUAGGCUUAGAAGGUGGCGCAACUAAUUUCAAUUAUUAAAAAAAAAUUGGAGCUUUAUAAUUGGGGAUUGGAAAGUUUAUGACUUUGUUUUGAGGUGGGAAUGGGAAGCUUCUCAGCAGGGGAGGCCAAUACGAACGGAAUCGAUGCGUCGGAGGGUGCGUUGGUGUGGGUCCGGCGCCGGAACGGGUCGUGGUGGCCCGGCCGGAUAAUGGGUCUCCAUGAAUUAUCUCAGAGUUGCUUGGUUUCUCCCAGAUCAGGUACUCCAGUUAAGCUCUUGGGUCGUCAAGACGCAAGCGUGGACUGGUAUAACCUUGAGAAGUCGAAGCGGGUGAAGGCAUUUCGUUGUGGAGAGUAUGAUGAGUGCAUCGAGAAGGCGAAGGCAUCUGCUGCUAAUUCGAAUAAGAAGGCGGUGAAGUAUGCUCGCAGGGAGGAUGCUAUUAUUCAUGCUCUUGAGCUAGAAAGUGCUCGUGUUGGCAAGGAGCCGUUAGUUUUCUGCUCUAGAACUGGUAAGUUUGUCAAUGAAAAUGGGGUGUCAGGUGGAGAUUCGCUAGUCGUGUCUCAUUCUGCUGAUGGCAAUGAGGAUAUAUCUGACGAUGAUGACAAUUCUAAUUCGGCUCCAGAGUUGUCUCAAUCUGGCAUAUCUUUUGAAGAGCCAAACCAAAAUGAUUCUACCAAGAUGCAGUCUAUGCCAGGCCGGAGACGAAGAACUCCUAAUGACUCAGAAGAUGAUGGAAUGGAAGGAGUCAAGCGAAUGAGAGGUCUUGAGGACUUGGGCGUUGGUGUUGUGUCAAAGAGAAAGGUUCCCAGUACAAGUAUGCCUGAGAUGCUUCAGCAAGAUAGUACAGCACACAAUAGUUCAAACACAGGGAGCUACCUGGUAAAUGGGACUAUUUUUAAUGGUGUUAAGGGUCAAUAUUCAUCGUUGAAGCGAAAGAGAUCACAGGUAACAAAUGCUCAAGAGUCAUUGAAAAGGAAAAAUCGACGCCGGCAGCUGACAAAAGUUUUGGAGAGUACAGCCAUGGUGUCAGUUCCGGUAACUUGUGAUCAGCUUCCUACUUCAAGCAGUUCUCUGAUUUGUACGGUCACUGAUGGCAAGAAUUCAAGAUUAGAUUCCAAUGACUUAAAGAAAAGCUCUCUACAGGCUAUUAAUAAUUCCAAUAGUAAUGAGGCUGCUUGUGAGAAUGGUUCUUCAUUAAAUAUUCAUGACCAAGGUCGUGAAGCUUCUGAAAUCAGUGAUAUGGUGAAGAAGGAGGCUCCUGGCACAUCUCAUAAAUUCAUUAGGGAUGUAGGGAAUGAGAAACACACUGCAGAUUUGUCACCCGCACUUGUUUCUUGUUCAUCUGGAAAGCCUCAAGAUGGUAUGUUGGCACAACAAUCCUUUCAAGUAUGUCAAUCUGAAGCUCCAUCACUGAGAAAUGGCAGUCAUAGAAUAGAGAAAGGUAGUUCAAAGUGGCAGUCAAAAGGAAAGAGGAAUUUAAGAAAUAAAAGUAAAAAUAGAAAAGGAGUUCCAAGAAAACAUGUUAACAUGGAUAAUGAAGCGAGUAUCUCAGGUAUGCCAAACUCUGAUGGAGUCUCUCAGGGUGCUGGUCCGAAAGUUGAAGCGAGUAUCUUAGGUGGUCCUAGUGCUUCAUGUAAUUUGACCACUCAAAGAUGUAAACAAGUUGCAGAAGGCGAAGUAGAUGAAUUUCAGGACUUGGGAAAGCAUAAUAUGGGGGCAACAGAGAUGAAAGUAUUGCCUGAUGGAUCGCUCACGCCUCAGAGAUCACUUCCUCGUCGCCAGUGCCGUUUUACUUUAAACUCCAAAUAUCAAACAGCAGAUUUUCCCGGAAGGGAUCAUUCUUCUGAUGCUUCAUUAUUUGAUGUUAAGCUAGAAGUUAAAUCCAGCUACCGGCCACAGCAUGUCCCUUUGAUUUCUCUUGCAAGUAAACUAAAUGGCAAAGCAUUCAUAGGACAUCCUCUGACAGUUGAGGUUUUGGACAAUGGUCAUUGCGAUACACUGUUGAGUGGCAUCCGACACGACCCAGAGGAUCGUGACGGUUAUUGUAUGGUCAGGCCAAACUCCACGACCAAAAGAAGACCUUCCAAGAAUUUGUCCAGAUAUAGAAAACCUUCCAAAACGAAGAAACCUAGUCUGUUAAAUAAAAAGAUUCGGAGACUGUCGUCACUUACUGGCCACCGGCAAUCCGAAGGACAGCGAAAACCAAUGGCAGAUAAGGCCAAGGGUCCUGUCAUAUCAUGUAUUCCUCUUAAGGUAGUAUUCAGUCGGAUAAAUGAAGCAGUGAGUAGUCAGGCACGGUCUGCGCACCAUGGUGCAUUACCACCAUCCGACCCUUGAGUUUGGUUAUUGGAAAGGAGCCGUUUCUCUGGUGGAUUUUUUUCUUUUUCUUAUUGAAUUAUGCAGACCAUAAUAUGAUGACUAUAUCUAUAUGUAGCAGGUUGCAAUACCAGAUAUUCUACCAUGCAGGUGGAAUAAUUUGUAGGAUGUGCAAAUGGUAGGGUAUAGGAGCUUAAUCAUGUUGAUUGUUGAGGCUUCUUCCCUUUGCUCUGUAAACUUUAUGCGCGGACUGUAUGCUUAAUCCGGUUUGUUGUGUUGUUUUAUAUGGUAACAAAAACCAAUUUAUAAGAGCUGGAGUAGUUAUAUUCUUUACAA
Molecule: messenger RNA, 2776 nt
Organism: Arachis duranensis
Lineage: Eukaryota; Viridiplantae; Streptophyta; Magnoliopsida; Fabales; Fabaceae
Exons: 4
Coding region: 227-2461 (744 amino acids)
Source: RefSeq, a predicted model, not a curated record